Salarias fasciatus (jewelled blenny) is the source of this 3520-nucleotide messenger RNA. It is a transcript of the gene snd1, whose product is annotated as staphylococcal nuclease and tudor domain containing 1. The record is from RefSeq and is a predicted model, not a curated record. The transcript has 24 exons. Bases 189 to 2924 code for a protein of 911 amino acids. Gene Ontology annotation, molecular function: RNA binding; nuclease activity. Gene Ontology annotation, cellular component: nucleus; RNAi effector complex; cytosol. Gene Ontology annotation, biological process: regulatory ncRNA-mediated gene silencing; mRNA catabolic process. Lineage: Eukaryota; Metazoa; Chordata; Actinopteri; Blenniiformes; Blenniidae.
CCGGAUGAGCUGUCCCUCUCAGCGUGUGUGUGUGUGUGUGCAUGGCACAGCGUCUUUCCGGUAUAACGUGUGUGUUGAUCGGUGCUCAGCCUUUUUCUCUUGGCUUUCAUUAGAACAGCUCACUCCAGAGUCCCAGCUCCCUUCACCUGCUCUCCCCUGAACGGCGUAAGAUCUCCAAACCAGUGGACAUGGCUUCCGUUUCAGCUCAGGCUCAGAGUGCCCCCUCCUCGGCUGCCCCUCUGCAGAGGGGGAUUGUGAAAAUGGUCCUGUCAGGCUGCGCCAUCAUUGUGCGGGGCCAGCCUCGAGGCGGGCCCCCACCGGAGCGUCAGAUCAAUCUCAGCAACAUCCGAGCAGGAGCCAUGGCACGCCGAGCCGCACAGGGCCAGCCCGACACCAAGGACACCCCCGACGAGCCCUGGGCCUUCCAAGCCAGAGAAUUCCUGCGGAAGAAACUGAUCGGCAAAGAAGUGUGCUUCACGGUGGAGAUUAAGACCGCUUUGGGCCGAGAGUACGGCAUGGUUUACCUGGGGAAAGACACGAGUGGUGAGAACAUUGCCGAGUCUCUGGUGAACGAGGGUCUCGCCACAGUCCGCAGGGAAGGAAUCCGAGGGAACAAUCCAGAGCAGGCGCGACUCUGUGAGUUGGAGGACCAGUCGAAGGCUUCCAAGAAGGGCAUGUGGAGCGAGGGCGGCGGCACACACACCAUCCGCGACCUCAAGUACACCAUAGAGAACCCCCGCAACUUCGUCGACUCCUUGCACCAGAAACCCAUCAACGCCAUCAUCGAACACGUGCGCGACGGCAGCGUUGUUCGCGCCUUGCUGCUCCCCGACUACUACCUGGUCACCGUUAUGCUGUCUGGCGUGAAGUGUCCCACAUUCAAGAGGGAAGCAGAUGGUACAGAAACACCGGAGCCGUUUGCCGCCGAGGCCAAAUUCUUCACCGAAUCCCGUCUUCUCCAGCGAGACGUGCAGAUCAUCCUGGAAAGCUGCCCGAACCAGAUCAUACUGGGCACCAUCCUCCACCCGAACGGUAAUAUUACAGAACUGCUGCUGAAGGAAGGCUUUGCCCGCUGCGUGGACUGGUCCAUGGCCGUUUACACCCAGGGAGCUGAGAAACUGCGAGCCGCUGAACGAUCUGCGAAAGAGCGCAAGGUCCGCAUAUGGAAAGACUACGUGGCGCCCACGGCCAACUUGGACCAGAAGGACAGACAGUUUGUAGCCAAGGUGAUGCAGGUGGUCAAUGCCGACGCCAUGGUGGUCAAGCUCAACUCCGGGGAAUACAAAACCAUCCACCUGUCCAGCAUCCGGCCCCCCAGGAUCGAAGGAGAGGAGAAGAACAAGGACAAAGACAAACGCUUCCGUCCACUCUACGACAUCCCCUACAUGUUCGAGGCCCGAGAGUUCCUCAGGAAGAAGCUCAUCGGUAAAAAGGUUAACGUGACAGUGGACUACAUCAGAGCGGCCACCGGUCCAGGAGAGAGCACGCCCGCCUUCGCAGAACGCACCUGUGCCACGGUCACUAUUGGCGGCAUCAACAUAGCCGAGGCUCUGGUCAGCAAAGGCCUGGCCACGGUCAUCAGAUACAGACAGGACGACGAUCAGCGCUCCUCCCACUAUGACGAGCUGCUUGCCGCAGAGGCACGGGCCAUCAAGAACGGGAAAGGACUGCACAGCAAGAAGGAGGUUCCCAUCCACAGAGUGGCCGACAUCUCCGGGGACACGCAGAAAGCCAAGCAGUUCUUCCCCUUCCUGCAGAGAGCCGGCCGGUCGGAAGCGGUAGUAGAAUACGUCUUCAGCGGCUCUCGCCUCAAGUUGUACAUGCCCAAAGAAACCUGCCUCAUCACGUUCCUGCUCGCUGGUAUCGAAUGCCCACGCAGUUCCAGGAAUUUGCCCGGAGGGAUGCAGGUGGCCGAGCCCUUCAGCGACGAAGCCAUGCUGUUCACCAAAGAGCUGGUGAUGCAGAGAGAGGUGGAAGUUGAAGUGGAGAGCAUGGACAAGGCGGGGAACUUCAUCGGCUGGCUGCACAUCGAGGGGGUGAACCUGUCCGUGGCGCUGGUGGAGAGCGCCCUGUCCAAGGUGCACUUCACAGCGGAGCGCAGCGCCUACUACAAAACCCUGGUCUCAGCAGAAGAGGCGUGCCGGCAGAGGAAAGAGAAGAUCUGGGCCAAUUACGAGGAGAAGCCGGUGGAGGAGGUCGUGCAUCUGUCCGAGGAGAAGGAGCGCGUGGCCAACUACAGAGCGGUGUACGUCACCGAAAUCACCGACACCCUGCACAUCUACGCCCAGGACGUGGAGACAGGAGCGCAGUUAGAGACUCUGAUGGAGACCAUGAGAGCAGAGAUCGCCGCCCAGCCUCCCGUGGAAGGGUCUUUCUCCGCACGCCGAGGGGACUACUGCAUAGCCAAGUUUGCUGAUGGAGAAUGGUACAGAGCCCGGGUGGAGAAAGUUGAGUCGCCAGCAAAGGUCCACGUCUUCUACAUUGACUAUGGCAAUAGAGAAGUUGUGUCAUCCACCCAUCUGGCCGCGAUGCCUCCCGCCUUCAGCACCAGGACCCUGCCAGCACAGGCCACCGAGUAUGCCUUCGCCUUCAUCCAGGUCCCGCAGGACGAGGACGCGCGUGCCGACGUGGUCGACUGCGUGGUGCGCGACAUCCAGAACAGCCAGUGCCUGCUGAACGUGGAGUACUCGGGCGCCACCUGUCCGCACGUCACGAUACAGUUCGGGGACACCAAGGACGACGUGGGCCUGGGCCUGGUCAAGGAGGGCUGGGUCAUGGUGGACGUCCGCAAGGAGAAGCACCUGCAGAAGAUGGUGACGGAGUACCUGAACAGUCAAGAAUCUGCCAAGAGUGCCAGGCUCAACAUUUGGCGCUACGGAGACUUCCGCGCAGACGACGCCGACGAGUUUGGUUACAGCCGUUAAAAAAAAAAGAGAAAAAAAUCAUGGAAGAAAGGAGAAAAAAAAAAAAAACAGAAUUGACCAUCCGAUAAACACCAUUCCAAAGACCAACGUGGACGGCAAGUGAUGUAUUGGACAGAAGAUGAAACUAAACGACAAGCAUUGACUCACUCUCCCUCCGGUUCGGCUUUUCACUCUGCUCACACUCUUACUUUCCUCUCCGCUCAUGCUAGCAACGCUAAAAAUAAUGAGAAAAAAAAAAGAUAAUCAUGCAAAAACCACCUUCUCUAUCCAUCCUGUUUUCCCGCGCCCGCCACUGCCAGCUCCAGCAGCCUGCACUAUUGCCAACCUGUGUUAUUUGCCAUGUUUCCUUCUCAGCAUACUUCCUUUGUGGAUGAUGAUCAUGAUCAUGAUAAUAAUCGAUUUUAGCCAUUCAUGUUCUCUGCUCGCACCCGGUCCCCGCUUUUUCCUCUCCUCCCCCCGCCACACGGGGCCGGGUGCUUUCGGGAAAAGUUCCCCCACAUGCUUCCCGCACACAUCUCUUGUAAAUGUGAGGAUACGUCGAAAAGGUGUAAAAUUGCUUUAUUCUAAAGAAAUACUGUAGGUGGAGCCACACAGAC